UUAUGUUUCGGGUGAACAGUGUAAACGGGACGUGUACGACGACGACAGCUGCAGCUGCGGCCGCUACCUAGGGCCGAGUGUAAACAAAAAUCGUUGUCGCUUCAUAAUAUUAUUAUUAUAUGACUAACGCGAGGCGGGCGGCGUAUAAUCAAUUAUUAUCACUACUUCGACUGUAGCUGCUGGUGUAAUAUUAUUAUUAUUAUAGGUAGUAUUCGUAAAACAAAAACAAUAACAACACCGUUAAGAUUUAUCUACAAUAUUUUCGGCGUAGCACCUAUAACUUGGAUUCGCAUUGUAAUAUCAUUAUUACUAUACGGUAUACCGACUUGUUGUUUCUCAUCGAUUUUCAUUCGCAAGUGCAUCCGGCAACCGGCGGUGAAAGUACUUGAUAAAAACGCGCAUCAAACGGCAAUCCGCAAUGCGUAUCAUCUUCAUGGACGUCGAACACCUUCGGCCACCGCUGUCGUCGGUCCUAUUGAAUUGCUAUUGAAAAAAACUAUGCGAUGCCCGCCGAAUAAUAAUUGAGAUACAUUGCACCAUGUCCGUCGUAUCGCUCUCUACCGCAUAGUAGGCGCUGCCGCGAAAAUGGAUUAUGGAUGCCAACGACACGGGUGCGACAAGCUUAAGGACCAGUCGGCUGCGGGGCAACCGCUGACGAGAUCGUUGGAGAAACUGUUUGAAAACGCUCACAUGUGCGGCGAACUGAAAUUGUGCGGACGCAGACUAAAAAGUUUCCCGGCCCCGUCGAAAUAUGACGUGUCCGACACGAUUAUCGCAGAUCUCUCGAAAAACUGUUUCGCCAGUCUUCCGACCGAAGUCUACAAUUUCUGGUCACUGGAAUCUCUUAGCAUGCACAACAACGUGAUUCGAUCGAUACCCAGUACAAUCACGACACUCCAAUCAUUAACGUAUCUUGAUCUCAGUCGGAAUUACUUGAACUCUUUACCACCGACCAUAUUCCAGUUACCUCUUGAAAUACUAUUGUUGUCGAAAAAUAAACUCAAACAGUUGCCUUCCGAAAUUGGAUUCUGCAAAACUCUUCUGGAGCUCGAUGUAAGCUCCAACGCGCUUACUAAUUUACCGUCACAACUGGGACAACUGCUAUCAUUGAAAUGUUUAAACGCGCAAAACAAUUUACUCAUAGAGUUACCAUUAGAAAUAACCUAUUUAAAAUUAGUGAAACUAACAGUCAGUCAUAACAGAAUAGCGUCUUUACCUGUCGAACUGAGGUUAAUGUCCAGUUUGGAAAGUUUUGAUGUAGCCAAUAACCCGUUGGUGUCUCCUCCGUGUGAUGUGUGUACUAGAGGGCGUGUGUACAUAUUUAAGUGGCUAGAAAUGAAAAGCGUCAAGGAUGGUCGUAAUCGAGGAAUGUCUUCAUGGAAGUUCAGUUCUGUCAAGAAUAGUCAUCAUAGUCUGGAUAGUAAUAUGGACAGUUUGACAUUGUCAGAGCCGGCCAGCCUAGUACAUUCUUCUGACGAGGGUGCUAAUGGAAGUAUAGAAUACAUUAAUAAGUUGGAUAAGAAAAAUGGAGAGACAAAUGGUCACAAUAGUUACAACGCUAGUCCUGAAUUUUUACGAGCUAACAAAAGUAAUGGUGGAACAACAUCGAACUUGAUAAACAAAUUUAUCAACGGUAACAAUAGUAACGGCGUAGUCGGUGGUAGUAACAAACAAAACGACAAGCCUGCCAUGCACACACAAAGUUACAAAGAGUACAAAGAGUUCCUUAAGCAGCAACGAACCCAAGACAGUAUUUAUAAGGGUAAAAUACAAAACAAUGAUCAAAAGAGUAGUAAUAUCAUCGAUCAAAAAGUCAACAUCAACAAUAACUUACAAGAAGUCCGUCCAUACAUCAAACCUACCCCACCGGAUAUCAUACCCACCUCUGUGAACAAUUUUAACUUGUCAACAGUGCCGCCGUCAUAUCAGCGGCCGCCCAUGAAAGUCUGGUCCAAAGACAACGUGGCCAAGAGUAAAUUACAAUUCACCAUGAAACGCGAAUACGAGAAAGCCAAAGAAGAAGCUGAACUAGUGAAACAGUUGCGUGACACUAUCGAGUCGAGAUUGAAAAUGUCACUGCCCAGUGAAUUAGCGCCUGCUCUCAGCGACGGUGUCGUGCUUUGUUAUUUGGCAAACCACGUUAAACCGAGAUCUGUAGCCAGUAUUCACGUGCCUUCUCCCGCAGUUCCUAAGCUCACAAUGGCUCGAUGCAGGCGUAACGUGGACAAUUUUUUAGAAGCCUGUCGUAAAAUUGGAGUGAACGAAAAAAUGAUUUGUUGCGCUGUUGACAUUCUCGAAGGAAAAGGAAUCGUUCAAGUGGCCAUAACUGUGGCUGAACUUUUAAAAUUCCACACGCCUAAGUCACCGUCACAGUCCGUACAGGUCCCAUCGAUGGUCAAUCCUGAAGGGACCAUGUCGCUCCUAUCGUGUUUUCGUCGGAUGACGUCUUCGGAUCAACGGCGGCAAGACGAAUUCAUCAAAGAAAUCGAUCUGAACAAUUCGGAUCUGACCGACGUGCCAUUGCAAUUGUUCUUGUACGAGAGAACGUUAGAAAUACUACUGUUGUCUUCCAAUCACAUCAAAGAUCUCCCGUUGCCUUUAUUCCAUUGUGAACAAUUAAAAGUAUUACACCUCAGUGAUAAUAAGCUCGAUCAACUGCCAAAAGCCAUCGGAUCUCUAGUCAAUCUCAUAGAAUUGGAUGUUAGCCGAAAUUAUUUAACAACCAUUGACGAAAACAUUAAAGGAUGCAAGAAAUUAUCAAUCCUGAAUGUAAGCGUUAACCCAUUGUCUCAAUUUCCUAUUCCCUUAACGCAAAUACUAUGCUUGCGUGAACUUUGUUUGAACGACACACAACUAGAAUUUGUGCCAGCAAACAUUGGACGACUGUCGAAUCUGCGUGUAUUGGAACUAAGGGACAACAAAAUAUCUAAAUUACCCAAAGCCGUAUCCCGCCUGACAAAGUUAUACAGACUAGAUAUUGGCCAAAAUGAUUUUGAUAGUUUACCUUCGAUAAUUAGUGAACUCAGUGAUUUACAAGAACUCUGGAUAGAUUUCAAUGACAUUGAAGAAAUAUCGCUAGAAAUAAGUAAUUUGCACAGUUUAUGGUAUUUUGAUGCUAGCUACAACCGGAUAUGCACAAUAGAUGAAGACAUUCAGUAUUGUUCGAAAUUAAAAGAUUUUCACCUUUCGUUCAACAAUUUAAAAUGUUUACCUAGUUCUAUGAGACAUUUACACGAGUUAGUUACAAUGAAAAUAGACCAUAAUUCUCUGAAACAAAUCAACGGGAUUUUUGAAGGUCUUCAGAAUCUCGAAGAGCUUGAUGCCUCAUACAACUUCUUGGAAUUUUUACCACCCAGUGUAGGUUUAAUGAGAAAACUGACUGUGUUACGGCUGGACGCAAAUCGGCUCAACGAUGUACCAAUAGAAAUUUGUAGCUGUAGAAAUCUGCGAGAGCUCAGCCUCCGCUCCAACAAUUUAUCUAGCAUACCUGACGGAAUUGGGAGUUUACAAAACCUUAUUAUCCUUACAUUAACACAAAACCAAAUCAAAAGUCUUCCGCUUUCCAUUCUCAAACUGACUAAACUGAACGCACUCUGGCUAUCGGAAAAUCAGAGCAAACCGUUAACUCCGUUGCAAAACGAUUUCGAUUAUGACACUGGACAGCAUAUCUUAACGUGUUAUUUAUUGCCGCAAAUAGACGACGUCGGUUAUUCUGAAAAUAAACAAGAAUCUUUCAAACCGAUUCGGACCAACACAAAAAUCAGAUUUACCUUAGACUGUGAUAUGGAAGAACCGGGAAAUUUAAUGCGAGUACCCACACCACAUCCAAAAAAGAUGCGAGCACUCGCCAAAAUGUUUAUGGAAAGAAAACAAAAUAAUGAUGAAAUAGAGACAACAACAUCGAACAACAAUAACCCUUCACCGAUAAUGUCCAAUGAAGUAGAUUACGUAACCAACAUUGAUCAAGAAGCAGAAAAAAUGGAGCAGUUGUAUCAAAUGAAAAACAAUAGUACUAUAAAACAAACCGAAUUAUUUUCUCAUCCCAUCCAAAGCGUGCCAAGAGUUCCUCCGCCCUAUCACAUUGCAGCUGCAUAUUCGAAACAAAUACCUUUUUUCUAUAAUAGAAAGUUUACAUGACAGUUAUUGUACAGACAUACAUCAUUACUACUAUUCUUUAUCUACUUUGUAUCUAUUUGUACUUAACAACCCAAUACUUACGACUAAACAAAUGACAUAUUUUUAUAAAAAGUCUCAGAUUAACAUUUGAAAAGUGACGCUAUAGUGAGAUUUUGCGUAAUUUGUCUAUCAAUUUUAUUAUUUAAAUAUGUUAACAAAGUUCAAAUUAGUUGUGUUAAAUUUUAAU
Messenger RNA from Adelges cooleyi (spruce gall adelgid), 4363 nucleotides. RefSeq lists its product as uncharacterized. Lineage: Eukaryota; Metazoa; Arthropoda; Insecta; Hemiptera; Adelgidae. Gene Ontology annotation, cellular component: adherens junction. The transcript has 22 exons. Gene Ontology annotation, molecular function: protein binding. Bases 586 to 4137 code for a protein of 1183 amino acids. The record is from RefSeq and is a predicted model, not a curated record.